AAGACAGACUUUGAUAUGACUUGGCCAGGAGCAAGCAAGGACAAAGAUGUUCAUGGAAAGGUUUAUCGAAUUACAUUUAACUGUCAAUAUAAAAGGCCUGGUAAUAGUAAUGGGCAAAUAACUGGUUGUUUGAUGCUUAAAACCACCGGAACUGUUAGAAUUGAUCAUCCAGGCCUUCCCGAAAAAUCUUCGUCGGUGUUCGCAAGAUCGUCUGAACCAACAACUGAAAUAUCUUCACCAUCAUCUUCACCAUCUCUUCCACUGUCACCAUCAACAGCACCAACACCCAGUGAAUUUUUAUCAACCCAGUCAUUUAGAACAACAUCACCAUGGACCAUCCACUCUUCAUCUCGGGAAAUCCUUGUAAUUCCAUCAUCUACUAAGGAUAUCUCACCUUCAAUCACUCAGUGGCCUCUUUCUCCAUCGAGUGUGAAAGAGGAACAAGUGGACCUUUUUACUAACGUAAUUACAUCAACAACGAUUGAACAUCGGGAUUCCGUGGAAGCAGUGAUCUCCUUCUCCACCUUCAUUUCCAACACGGUGUCUCCUACUAGUUUUUCUAGAAACGAAAGGCAAAUUUCGGGGAAUGAUGAAAACACACUGGUGUAUGUGAUUGUUCCCAUUAUGGUUGUUGUUGUCGUUAUAGUCACAUUUGCUGUGGUUCGCUUUACCAUGAUACGUGAGAAGAAGAAAAUGACAAAGAAAUGUGAAAGCAAGUCUAACAUUAUUAUGUCAGAUCUCAAUAAUGGUAAAAAUGAAAAAGACGAACUCUACACAGAUUUAGACAGAUCUGCAGUCAACGCUGAAUCAAAUUACCAGGCGUUGACUCUUCCUGGCGCUGUAAAUAAGCGUCAAACCAUUACGACGAAUGCAUACAACAAAAAUAUGCGUCAAGUUCAAAAUGCAAACGACUGUCUAUAUGCAGAUGCUGACCGUGUGUACAGUACAAUUGAACCUGAAAUAACUGAUGACGGAAAACAGGGUGCAAAAAUUAACCAGGCAUUUGAUGUUAACGAGAACGAUCAUGAGUACAGCAUUUUGGAACAAACAGAACAAGGCACGAUUACUUGUCCUACUUCAAUACAGCAAGAUCCCUCGCCCUCUGUUCAUGCGCGUACUAUGGACACUGCCCCGAUUUAUGUGUCCUUCGAAGACGAUAAGAAAAACAAAAUAACUACCGCAGCUGAUUAUGUCACUAUUUUGUCGCCAGAACCCUGCCAAUUGAAUGGAUCGCUUUAUGCGGACUUGUCUGAUCAGAGAGGUGGUGGAAAUCAGUAUGAAAGUUUGGUGAAGCGAAAGAAAUGAAGAAGUGGGCGAACAUUUUGAUUUAGGAGUGGAUAAAAAUACGUAGUUAAUUUCAUUAUUACUUAAUUUAUAAUUCUUUUCUUGCUUUCCGACAGACGAAGCAUUUUGCACAUUGGUGCAAAG
Dendronephthya gigantea is the source of this 1428-nucleotide messenger RNA. RefSeq lists its product as uncharacterized. The record is from RefSeq and is a predicted model, not a curated record. The coding region runs from base 16 to 1305 and encodes 429 amino acids. The transcript has 8 exons. NCBI's taxonomy places the organism in Eukaryota, Metazoa, Cnidaria, Anthozoa, Malacalcyonacea, Nephtheidae.